Xylaria bambusicola is the source of this 2554-nucleotide messenger RNA. Its product is annotated as HET-domain-containing protein. Lineage: Eukaryota; Fungi; Ascomycota; Sordariomycetes; Xylariales; Xylariaceae. Bases 502 to 2178 code for a protein of 558 amino acids. The record is from RefSeq and is a predicted model, not a curated record. The transcript is spliced from 3 exons.
UAAUCUUUUCAAAUUUUCAAGUCUCUAGUAAGGAUGUCGAACUGACCUAUUGAAGUCAAACAGGUCGAGGACUGGGCGAGAGCGGCGGCACUCAAUUUCUCGGAUGACCACAGCUAGGGGUCCUUUUUUAUCUGUAUCAGUACCACGAUUCUAGUUGUCAUAUUCAGAUAAUGUCAUGUUGCCUUAAACUCGAUGAUAGCAUUGAUGACCCGACAACAUGGACGACAUGAAAAUAAGACGAGACUGCACUGCACUAUAUAUAGGAAAUUUCUGACCAGAAGCAGCCAUUUACCACGCCCUCGAUUCAGACUCUGAAAGGGUAGCAUACGAUGAUACGCUGUGAUACCCCCCUCUCCUCAUUCUGCCUUUUCCGACCGCCCUGCAGCCGACAGUUUGUCUACUGAAUGAAGCCUUGUAUCAUUAUUAGGCGCUCUGGAUAAGUAUGUACCGUAUUUUUUCUUCUGUUGGAAGAGGUUAUUUGACUUUGCAAGCACGACGAAUAUGCCCUCACACCAAGUUGACGUUGACCCUGAAUGGAUCGAUCUCGAUAAAAUCCGGAAUUGGAUAGAUGUGUGUGCUACAACACAUGGCGAAAGGUGUAGAAGAGCUUCAUUUCCCGAACCCGACCAUUCCUAUAAGCCCGACAUCUCUCGGGGACUUGAUACCUCUCAGGGCCCCGACACUUCCCAGCAGCUUCUUGGAUGGCGAACACUGAGACGAAGAUCACAUGUAAUGCCUGGAGGUCCAGCAUGGCUCAUUGACGUCCAAGAUGCAUGUGUCGUGGCAGCAAAAGCACAACGUUACAUUGCUUUGAGCUACGUAUGGGGUAAUGUCGAAGGGACUGAAGCAAGGCGAAGCAACUUGAACAUGCUUCGGCGUCGUGGUGCCUUAGGUAAACGAUCCGACCAGAUAAUCGUACCCAAGACCAUCAGGCAUGCAAUGGAGCUUGUCAGUCUCCUAGGAGAGAGAUAUCUAUGGGUUGAUCGUUUCUGCAUAUGCCAGGAUGACGCAGAAAGCAAACACUCCCAAUUGAGUUUGAUGGGCAACAUAUUUGAGGGGGCAUAUCUCACCAUUGUUGCUGCUAACGGAUGGGAUGCCAAUCAUGGCCUCAGAGGCAUCAAAGGGGUCACAGAGCCUCGUAAUGUGACCUCACAGCUCAUAGCGAGCCCGGAGUAUUCAAGCUAUGUAGACCGUACAAGGACGGCAUGGUAUUCCCGCGGAUGGACGUUUCAGGAAAUGUUGCUUUCACCACGCAAAUUGUUAUUUCUAUACCAAUUUGUGCUUUGGGAAUGUUCAGGCACGGUUUGGCACGAGUGGACUGGCGUCAUAGGAAACCCCCUAAGCCCUUCGAGCCCGACCAUAGCACCAUUUGUUGGGAAGCGUUCGUUGGAAGCGAAGCCCCUGCAACAAUACUUAGACUCUGUUCGCCAAUAUAAUGCCAGAGCGUUGACUUUCCCUGAAGAUGGGUUGAAUGCGUUUUUGGGGAUUACGACUCGAUUCACGGUCUGCUUCCCCGACGGGUUUUUAUGGGCCUUGCCCAUUGCGAUGUUUGAUAAGUCUCUCCUUUGGCAACCAGCUGAGGAUAUGACUCGGAGGCAGUCUAAACGGAGCGACUCUAUCCAGCUCCCGAGCUGGUCUUGGGUUGGAUGGCAAGGACUCAUCCAGCACGAUUACUGGGACAGCCAAGGACGAGCGAUCCAUUCGUACCCGAAAUUUAGGCCAAUGUGUAUAUUCGCAUAUACUGAUAAUAGAACUACAAAGACCGUGCAGGUGACGCCCAGCAUCCACUAUAUGGAACCCCUGGCCAGACAGCCCAGCCCGAUACUUACAGUACACGGUCCUGUGGCGAAAUGCAAACUGCAAGGCGGUGGCCAGAAUAUAGGUAUUGACGACCGAACUGCAGAAAUCAACAGCCAAACUUGGGGUUUCGGCUCCCCCGAGAGAAACAUCAGACUGUUCUUUAAAUGGAUUCGUGGGAUAGACUCUGGCGGCGAUGGACCCCUACGUGGGAUGAUGUUCAUGCCGUAUGGUCUAUUUUCCGUCACUGGAACGGUGGAGUGCGAGUUAUUGAUACUUUCAUCGACAAUCUCUCCGCUCUCUGAGGAACCGCUUUGGAAACACAUUGGUAGGUGUGAUCCACGUACGGUUGACCUCAAGAGUCAGGGUUUAUACGACUAAGCAAAAACCCUGCCUCACGACCACCCCCUAUCACGACCACCCCCCCUGCCUACUAAUUACCCAACUUCUGAAGCGAUUUUCUCAACGAAUACGUUAUUCGCGAUGCUUUUUUUGGUGUUUUCAAUUAGAUCUAUUGUUUCUGACCUUAAUAACCUCUUUUGUAUCGGUAUCCUUAUAUUUUAGAACGUAUCGAUCGGCAGCUUCGUUAAUAUAUAUUAGACGAUUGCGUAAUUUGCGUUUUACCUUUUAUAUAUACGUUAUACGAACGAAGUUAUCGUUAGAACCUAUUUUAAUUAAUUUUUACGUAACCUUAAUAUUUUUUUAAAGUUUAGCUUUUAACACUUUAAUUUUUAUUUAUAAAAAUGUAAUAAUUUUA